This is a messenger RNA of Cryptomeria japonica (Japanese cedar), 1211 nucleotides long. RefSeq lists its product as uncharacterized. The transcript has a single exon. Lineage: Eukaryota; Viridiplantae; Streptophyta; Pinopsida; Cupressales; Cupressaceae. The record is from RefSeq and is a predicted model, not a curated record. Bases 52 to 1113 code for a protein of 353 amino acids. Gene Ontology annotation, biological process: shoot system development; root development.
UCUCUCUUUGUGUCUCCCUGCUGUGGCCAGUCAUGGUGAGUUGUAUAAAUCAUGUUAAAAACCAACCCAGCAACAGCAUCACAAUCAUCAUCAUUAUCAUCAAAGAAAGCAAUACACAAGAGAAUGAGUAUGAGCAUUUCAAUACCGUCUCUCUCUCGUCUCUCCUCUAUUGGGUCGGCCAUGGCCCUGUACUCUCCUCGGAAGCAUCGCUGUUACCAUAAUCGCUCAAAGAGUUUACCCUCCAGGCUGCAGGGGCAUCCAAUUCUCACAGACAAGGUAGAAAGAUUGCAGGAGUCUUGUUCUUCUUCCUCAUGUUUCGGAACAGAUUGGCUUGGCCAAGCAUUGGAGGUGUCGGUGAAUUGUUUUUCCAAUUUGUCAAACAUCAAGAUAGACAUGGAAGGCAUGGAGAGCAAAAGGAUGAAUGGGCAUCUCGAUGACAUACUACAUCUGCUUGAGGUGUGCAAUUUGUUGAGAGACAGCAUUGCAGAAAUCAGGAAGCAGCACACGUGUGUGCAAGUAGCCAUUCGCGGCCUUGGCCCUGCUUUCACUCCCUCUGUCCAUGCCCUAGAAAGGGUACGCAUCGCCCUCGGCACUUGGCUAAGGAAGAAGAAGGACACACAUUCCCAGCUGGAUAAAUGCAUAUCCAUUUUGAGGCGAAUGGCAGAGAACCUCAACGUUGAGGAUAAAGCACGAGUAACAGAAGAUGCCAUGAACAUGAACCAUGCCAAGUCCAUCACCAUCAUGGUCUGCUCUACCCUUGUCACUGCUCUUUCCUUCAAGACAUCUCACAUGAGGUUGCCAUCUCUUCCUCUUCCUACCCAUUUCACUUGUCUGCAACACAAGCUCAAGGAGGCAUUUGAGAUGAGAAAGAGGGCAUCAUCAUCAUCAAGGUCCCUGCAUGAGUUAGAGGCAGUAGAUAUUGCACUGGGAGAUCUGAACAAUCUUCUUAAUUCCAAGUCCAAAUUGCAGCUCCCGCUUCAUCUCUCUCCCUCCACCUCGGCACUCUAUGAGUUGGAGAUUGUUCUUCCCCCCCUUGAACAUAAAAUCGACCGUCUAUUCAAGUUUCUCAUCUCUGCCAGAGUUGCACUUUUGAACAGCCUUUCUUCUCAGUGACCACCCACUUAUUCCAAAGGAAUUCUUACCGAGGCUGCCAAGUUGGCCUUUUAAACAGUUUGUGGCCUCAAAAAAGAAAUGUAAGAUAUAUGUGUAUA